Closterium sp. Naga37s-1 is the source of this 4209-nucleotide messenger RNA. Lineage: Eukaryota; Viridiplantae; Streptophyta; Zygnematophyceae; Desmidiales; Closteriaceae. The record is from the annotation of a GenBank genome assembly.
AUGGGCUGCGCUAGUUCCGCGCCCACCGCGAACGCGGCAGCGGGGGAGGUUGGGAAUGGCAGCGAGGGCCAGGCGGAGGAGUGGACGCUGUGCGGAUGUGGGGGAAAUCGGCGCGCUAAGGAGGGGAAGGUGCGGACGCAGGCGGGCGGGGAGAAGAGGCGGAGAACCAGGGAAAACGAGGCGCAGAAAGGGGAGGCAUUGAGGGACGGGCGCGCGGUUAAGAACGAGCGGAACGCGGAAGUGAUGCGCGGUGGGGACCGAGGCGAGGAGAGGGACGAGGGGAAAGAAGCGCACGAGGGGAGAGUGGGAGGCAAGGUGCGCGCAGAGGGCGGGCAGAAUGGCGCGGAGCUUUGCGAUGGCACGGGGAUGGACGGCGGAGCAGGGGGCGGCACGCUCAAGGUGCGCAGCACUGAGGGGGCUGCGGGCAGGGGGAGGGUGCAGGCAGGGCGCGCUCUGGCCUGGCAACGAGGGAGGCGCGGCGAGCCCCCACCGCCCAUCUCCCACGGCCCUCCAUUGCAGGAGCGCGCUGCCCCCACGGCCCGCCCAGCUCGCCCAAUCCGCGACCAGCAUGCAAUCCCCCGCCAGGUGCCAUACUCCCUUGCCACCACGUGCCAUUCCACUUCGCUGCUCCGCUUCCUGCCCAUGGCAUCUCCUCAAUCCCCCCCACGUCAUGCUCACUUUCGUGGAGCCCGUGUGUGUGUGUGCGUGGUAUGGCAUGUGUGCGGCACACGCAGCAGGGUGGGCGUGCUGGCGUUCGAGGUGGCAGCAGCGGUGGUGAGGGCGGGGGUGGUACGGCAGUCAGUGGAGGGCGAGGACGUGGACGAGCUGCGCACGGAGGUGCUGGCCUCCGAUGGCAUCGCCUUCCUCCUCUCCUCUGACUUCAACCACGUCUGGCAGAUUGCCGCCCGGGAUAAGUGGGAGGAGGUGGGGCGGCUGGCAGCGAGUGUGGCGCGUCUCGGCUCGCAGUGCACCGACACCGCUCUGCACUCCCUCGCCCUCCGCUUCUCCAGCCUGGCUGCAGCAGUGAGGGAGCGGCAGGGAGGUGGGGGGGAGGAGCAGGGGGGGGCGGAGGAGAGGGAGGAGAGGGAGGAGGGGGAGGCGGUGGACGAGCUGCUGCUGCAGCUGGAGGAGGACGCUCAGAUCACCAUGGAGCUGAGGCGCGAGGUGCUGCUGCUGGAGGCCAUGCGCCGCGACAUGGAUGGCGCAUGCGACACUGGUGCCGAUGCUGGGGAGAGGGCAGCGGAGCUGAGGGCACAGAAGGAGCGGGUGCGCGCCAUGCAGGAGAGCUCGUUCUGGGACCGCCCACUCAAUGAGCUGGUGCGUGUUGUGGACCACCUCAUUCGCCUCGUCUCCUCCACCUUCGGGCCACUGCGUGAGUGCAUUGUGCAUUGCUCUCCUCCCUACCUCACUGCGUCCAACACCACACCCUUCCUCUCUCCAUUCUCACACCCUUCCUUUCUCCAUUCUCACACCCUUCCUUUCUCCAUUCUCACACCCUUCCAUCCAUCCCAUCCCCCCACUCUCCCCCGCAACUCUCCCCCCACACUCUCCUUCACAUCUCGCCCCUCUCAUCCCCCACAUGCCCCCUACGCCCCGCCAGCACCCGACGUCCCUCUGCUGCCCGUGCGAGGGAAGGGUGCACAUGCGAAAGGGGGGAGGGACGGGCAGGCGGAGGGGGGGAGGAAGCUCGGGGAGUCGGGCAUGGCACUGGCGUAUGCGCGGCUCAUCAUUGCUAUCGACCUCCUGGUGGGAAUGCAGGGGGCGGAGAGCCGGAGGGACUACCUGUACUCGCUGCUGCCACACUCGCUGCGCUGCAAGCUCAAGGGGGCGCUGCUGCAGUCACAACACAUCUGCAUGGAGAGCACGGAGAGCAUAGAGGAGAAGCUGGAGGGCGUGUUGGACUGGCUGGUCACCAUGGCAGACAACACCAUCAGCAACGUCACCCGCAUCACUCAUUCUCACUCCCAUGCCGUUCGCCACUUCCCAACUUGCCCCUCUCUGCCCCCCUCCUCCCCCCCUCCAAGCAGGUACGCCAGUGACGUGCGGGUGCGGGGAGGCAGUGCGCUGAGUCGCCUACAGACGCUACAGCACGUGGAGGAGGCGCGCAUGGAGCGCCUCGUGCUGCUGCUGCUCAUCGGCCUGCAGCACCUCGCCAGCCGCCAACAGCCCCCCCCUCCCCCCGCCCCCACACACACACCUGCACCUGCCCCCUCCACCGCCCCACCACACGGGGUGGGCGAGGGGGGGAGCGGCAGCAGUGGGGCCGGGCCCAGUGGCAAGUAUGCCAUGACAGGCGCUGGGGGAGGCACAUGGGGCGCUGGCAGGGGUACGGGCAGGGCGGGUGGUGGUGCAGCAGAGAGGAGGGGUAGGGAUGCAGGGGAAGAGGGGAGAGAGACGAGAGAAGGGGAGGGGCAGGAGGGUGAGGGGGGGAGCGGCAGUGGCAAGGGGGUGAGCAGGGAGGCAGCAGGCAGUGGGGGGGUUGCUUUACCCGCUACUCCUGGUGGUGGUGGUGGGGUUGGUGGCAGGGAGAGGGGGUGGGCGAGUCACACACGGGUGUGGCACCCCAUCCCAUGCACCGCCAUCAGAGCCCCCUGCCCGCCCCCUGCCGCCCACGUGGCAGCUGACUUGGCCAGUGACGUGGCAGCAAUGGAGGGUCACUCGCCAAGCGUGCCUGCAGCAGGGCCAGGCGGCGAGGAGCGAGCCGUGGGGUCGGUUGCAGCACAUGCAGCGGUGGGCCCGUGGGGGCAAGAGGCAGCCCGGGGCGAUGCAAGCACAGCAGAGGCAGACAGCGGGGCAGUGGCAGCAGAGGCGGCGGGUGGAGCAGAGAGUGGAGCGGAGGGAGCAUGCGAAGAGAGUGGUGAGGGCAGGGCGCCGAGCAGCGAGGGGCGCGUGGGCAGCCCCGGUGGCAUGCAGGACGUGCCUGCCAUCGACCUGCACGCCGCCGCGCUGUCCAGCCACCCGCAGUGGUCACCCGGGUCAGGCAGCGACCCCCCUUCCCCCGCCCCGCUGCCAUGGUCGGGGCCGCUGAGCGAGCGCAGCAGCGUGGGGCGCGCGUCACAGGCCAGCAGCCCGGGUGGCGUGGCUUGGAGCGGUGGUGUGCGGCGCACGGGCAGUGCGGAGGGCAGCAGGGAGGGCGAGGGCGUGGAGGAGUGGAGCGUGAUCCUGGGGCACUUGUCAUCCGCCGCUCGCGGUGCCGUGGGGGGGUUGGGCGGGGUGGGGACAGGGGAGGGUGAUGGGGGGAUUUCUGUGGAGAAUGCAGUGAUGGUGGGGAGUGAGGGUGUGGAGAAUGUGAGUGUGGGGAGUGUGAGUAGUGGGCGGCGGGAAUGGAGGGUGCCACAGAGUGUGCCUGAGGAGGAGGAGGAAGGCGAAGAGGGAGAGGCCAGGGGUAAGGAGGAUCAAGGGGAAAGGGAGGAGCAAGUGGGCAGUACAGUUCACAGCGGCGCAGGGGAAGUAGCUCCACCAGCAGCAGAGCCAGCAGUGUUGCCGCCAUUGGUGGAAUCGGACUCGUGUCCAUCUGUCCCUCCUGUAUCUCAUCUGCCCACCGAGCCUUUCACCCCUGGGUCUCUCAUGCCACCAUCGCCCUCUGCUGCCAUGCCACCGCGCUCCGCCCUGCUAGCCGGUGCAGCACCUGCAGCAGGCAGUGUGGACGACGCCAUGCCCGCCACUGUGCUUGCCACCGCCGUUCCCAGCAGCGUGGCAGCAGAAGGGGGCCCGGUGGCGAGGGUGCGGGCGAGGGCCCCGCGGGCGGGGUGGAAGAGCAAGAGCCAGCCGCUGGAGCGACUGGCGGCGCGCAUGAAGCAGCGGCAGCAGCGGGCCGCAGGGCAGCUGCAGGAGAGCACAGGCGUGGCGGGCAGAGGGGGCAGCCCCCAGCUGCAGGGCGAAGGGGGAGGCAGGGGGCUGGCAGGGCGACAGUCAGUCUCGCGCACUCUGAGUCGCCUGCAGCAGCAGCAUGCCAACAGCCUUACCGCCUCCUCUGCUGGCGGCGCUGCCCUGGGCGCGGACUCCCCCCUCCACGCGCGCGUGCUGCGCCGCGCGCUCACUCCCAACCCCGGCGCUGCUGCUGACGGCAGCCACAGCGGCUGGAGAGGCGAGGAGGAGGCAGACAUCGACCGCAUCCUGGAUGCGCGGCCUGACAUGGACAUCAGCGCUCUCAGCCCCAUGCUCAUGCGCUCCCCCUCCUUUGGCCGCCAGCAAUACUGGAUGGUGUGA